UCCGCCCAGGUGAGGUGAGGACGAAGACGAGAUCUACACCACCCCUAUCCGUCCAUCAACAGGCCAAGUGCCUCGGUGCCGGCCACCCGCAGGUCACCUCAACCCCAACAGGCGCCAAACAAUAAAAGUCUUGACCCAGUGUCCCUCAGACAGCCUGCGCAAAGCAAAUAUUUGAGGCCAUUAUAUCUAAUUUMWCCAGGCAGCUGUCACCGAGAAGAUCAGCGAAGGGUGUUGUGAGGAGAUAAAAAAAGAAAAGAGAGAAGAAAAAGUGGGGGAGGAAAAAGUCACUCUUUCAAAGUGCUCCCUGCGAGUUAUUUCUGCUGCGCUGUGGGCAGAGAGCAUCUCAUUUAGGAGAGCUUUUGGCUGACAAAAAAAGCACUUCCCUGUGCCCUGCCUUCCUCUCCAAAUGCCUGUGUAAAUACUGGAUAGAGAUAUAAAUUUGUCUGGGCCCAACAAAGAGACCGUUUGCUAUCUAUAGACAACGUUACAACAACUUGGACUCUGUGGUCACCUGAAUUGCAGCUUAUCUAUUAUCCUUCAAGGAGGAUUCAAGAGCUGCGAGAACUGGAAUGUGACCGUUGCCUCCUCUUAAAAACCUUUUCAAACACCCUCACUGGUUCAAAUCUUCUCAGGGUCAAACAACAACUCUCUUAGGGAAACUGAGUCAUCGGGCGGCUGCAGUUUUGAUGCCUUUCCCUGCCCUGUGAGUCAACAUGAAACCCCUAACACCGAUUGGAUCCCCCUCUCCACUGAGGCUCCUCAACAAGGGUCCAGACUACCUGCGCAGGCAGAUUGAUGGCGGUGGUCAUGGUCGCUCGAUCAGUGCAGUGGAGAGGCUGGAGGCAGACAAAGCCAAAUAUGUGAAGAGCCAGCAGGUGAUCAACACCAAGCAGGAGCCUGUGCUGGUUCCCUGUGCGACGCCGCCACCACAGCCCCGGCGAGGUGUUGCCAGCCCCGGGAGCCUGACCCCUCAUCUCCCCCCACGUCAUUCAUCCAACACCCCCUUCUCCACACUCUCCGGCUCCUUCACCUCACGAGAUGAAGAUGAAAACGAUGACUCCAGAAAGGAGAACAGACGGACUUCUCUCGACACUGAGACACAUAACAGGAGCAAUGUUAACAAAGUGAUGCCUCCAAGCCCCAGGACACCGGGGAUUAACACCUUCGUAGCACCACACAGCGCCCCUGUGCUCAGAAGAAGCACUGGUAAACGCAUGAUGAGGCCCGACUCGCUCCUCAUCUACCGUCAAAAGAAAGAGUGCAAAAGUCCCAGUGGUGCGGCAGUGGGAGAGAACAAUAACAUGGAGGUGAAGGGAUACAGUUUUGUCCGCCGCCUAUUUCAGGGCUCCAUGAGGGAAAAGAGUAGCGGAUGUGAAGGUAGAAUUCAGAAAAUGGUGAUCGGUGAAGAAAAAGCACCAUCACGGGAUGGAGAUUCCCGCAUGUCUUGGACCAAUGACAAAGACACAGUGGAUGCUGGACCAGGGAGCAGGAGGUCGAGUAAAACUGACCAAGAACGCAGCCCGGGCUCGUUCCCUAGUCCUGGGUUCAGCUGCACACUUGAAUGGACUAAGAAUGGAUUUACAAAUAGUGCCAGGGAGGAGAUAAACAAUAGAAUCACCAAUGGAAACCACUCAACCGACCAUGAUGACGAGAAUGACCCGUGGAAGCGGGCGUCUCCGCCACCAGUGCCCAGGAGGAAGUUUGGGCAGUUGCAUCGCUCCAAGUCGGACCUGCGUCUGCGCUGCUCUGUGGCGUUAUCAGAGCAGGAGAAUUUCUUUGACUUUUGCGGGCUGGAUAUCGACAUGAUCGAGCGUCUGGGUCGGGAGAACUUCCUCUCUGGGGCCAGCUCCAUAGACACGCUCUCAUUGGCCCUCCGCAGCUGUGGCGGCUCGGAGCCCAGCGAGUUCUCCCGACACUCGGGAGACGGCCUGUUCCAGGAGGAGCUGGCCGAGCAGGUUCCCACUGGUGUGUCGAUCAUCGAGAGAAACGCUCGGGUCAUAAAGUGGCUUUAUGGGUGCAAGAACGCAGCUAGAGAGGGACCCAAAGAGUCGACUGUUUAAAACAAGGACAAGGAGCCAUGUGCCAUGGAGUGCUGAGAAUCUGCCGGAGUUAUUUUUAGCAAAACAUGAGUUUUCUGUCUGAAAUCAUCUUGUGUCUUAUUUUUUUUACCCUUUGUGGAGAAAUUUGUCUCUGAGAUGCACCGCAAACCAAAAGUAAAAUUCACUUGAGCUUAAAAAUGAACUGUCGGAAUGGGCUGUAAUUAACAGGCCACAUUCCUCCAAUGCAAAACAAAAGGGAAAAAAAGAAUUUGCUUCUAUUUUUGAGCCACAAGAGGCAAAGCGGGUGAAAGCGGCCGAGCUUUGCAGGGCGAAGCUGUCAGAGAAGUGGGACUUUUCUUUUCAAUUUCAAACAAGAGUCAAUGACGGUCGAUCCAAGGUUUAGUUUGUUCCAUGGCACAUUGAAACCUUCACCCCUUCGUUCUUCCCCGACUCCAAAGAGACUUUUAAUGAGAGGACAGCGACUGCUACUAGUUAUCUCGUGUCAAAUUGAUAUAUUUUAUUUAUAGAUCCUAUGGAAGAAGUAUUGUGUGGGUGAAGACUGACCUUACUGGCGAAUGGAACCAUUUAUCCUUGCAAAAUGUUUUUGUAUCUGUAUGUGUGUGUGUGUGUGUGUG
This is a messenger RNA of Paralichthys olivaceus (Japanese flounder), 2674 nucleotides long. The record is from RefSeq and is a predicted model, not a curated record. NCBI's taxonomy places the organism in Eukaryota, Metazoa, Chordata, Actinopteri, Pleuronectiformes, Paralichthyidae.